Molecule: messenger RNA, 1229 nt
Organism: Striga asiatica
Lineage: Eukaryota; Viridiplantae; Streptophyta; Magnoliopsida; Lamiales; Orobanchaceae
Source: the annotation of a GenBank genome assembly
GGGAUUAGGGCAACGCUUAUUGGUCUCGUCUACCACUAUUGGGAUUCCACCUUCUUCUCCAUCAAACGUUUUGCCUUUGUCGCUGGAAAUUUUGCCGGCCCUAUUCAAGUGAAAGAUGUCUGUGUUGGAUUUAACUCCUACAAUGUGUUGUGAUUCUUCGGCUUGCCCUGGAGUUAAGAGGGGAGCGAGCUCCGAGGCAUUAGGUGCUGCAGAGAUGAAAAAAUCGAGAGUGGUAGAGAAUGAUGCAAGCCCAAGUUCCUCCGUCAUCGAUUCUCUGACAAAGCGACUUGGGUUUCUGUCUAGCAAAGUAAGAAAAAACCCAGGGAUUAAGGAGGCAGCUAAAAAGAUUUUCAUUCAUCUGAAGCUUGCUGUUGAAGAUGACAGAUAUGUAGAGACUUUUGCUACGCUAGUGGUGAACCUGAUGAAAGAUAAAACAUUUCAACAAGCAUUUGUUGAGGCACAUGUGAAGGCUCCUUCCCUGAUCUCUUUAGUAGAUGCUUACUCACUAGAUGUAACUAACCAAGUUCGGGUGGAAUUUCUAAGGAGAGACAACGCAUUGCAGCUCAUUUUACAGAAGACACUAGACAGAUAUGAUAUGAGGGAUAUCUUGGGCAUCGCAAUGGGGUACUGGAGUAGUCAAUGGUUUUGCACCGAGUUGCAUGAAGAGAUUAAUAAAAAUGAAGCUGCCAGGAAAGUUUAUCGGGUGACUAGAAUUGUCAACAUUGAUGUUCCUUACUCUAUUGAGGGCCUGAAAUCAGCGUUGGCUACUAGGUUCAAAGAUGAUGAGCUUCAGAGCAUGUAUGAGCAGAUAAAUAAAUCAAAUAUGAAGUUCGGAGGUUUUAAAAGCAGUUCGAUUAAAUGGUUGGUCCUUUUGUGGAAGAGUGACAAAGAUUUUCGUCCAUUUUCUUAUGGGUUCUAUGAACACCCAUUCCCUGGUCUAUAAUGCAUGAUUGUUCUUUCCAAUCUUCUGUUACUAUAGGUUAUAGUUGGAUUUUUACUGCAAUGAUGGAAGUUAUAUUUUGUUGACGUCAUGUUCUCAUUUAAAGUUUUUGAAAAAUUGUUGGGGAUACAAAUUUCCUUCGAAGGGAAUGGUUGACAGCUCACCAUGUGUGGUGGUACUGCAAAUAAUUAGGUGCGCAUUUGCACACCUUGCUAGGUGUGCCAAAGCCUUUGUGAAAUACAAUCCCUCAAAAAACGCGUGAGGUAAUUUUUUUUCUUUUAAAUGGGAC